AUUCUCCCCUCAUCUGGACCGGGCGGUGAAAAAGGCGCUAAGGCAGCCGGCGGGGAUCGGAGAGUGGAGCAACGCCAUCUGUUAGUGCAACACAAAGAGGUGCCAAUUCUAGAAAAAAAGUUAGUGGCGGACAUUUCCCCUCGCCUGGACCGGCCGGGACAGGACACAGCUUGUCAGGUCAGGUCAGGUCAGCUUUUUCUUGUCCCCCUCUCUCUCCCCUCCUCCCUCUCACUUUUUCUUUCCUCUUCUUCUUCUUCAUCUUCUUCAGCAUCACACUCAUCCUCAUUCACACAUCCAUUUCAUCCCACCCAAUCAAUGGCUGUCCCUACCAAGCUCAACAACGCCAACUUGGCUUCCAUCGCCACCCCCGCCAACCAGCAGAGCUCCUCCUCCUCCAAGCCUGUCCAGACGCCCACCUACAACCGCAAUGGCGUUACUGAGGGCAUCGUGCACAUUGGUGUCGGUGGCUUCCACAGAGCUCACUUGGCCGUCAUUGCCAAGCUGGCCAACCCCGACACCCGCAUCGUCUCCAUGACCAUCACCGAGAGCGGCUACCACUACAACGAAAACACCCACCAGCUUGAGGCUCACAACCCCGACAUUGCCGCCGAUGUUGCCGCCAGCGACCUGUCCUCCCCCCGCACCACCUACGGCUACCUCUACGCCGGUCUUGAGAGACGCCGCAAGGCCGGUCUCAAGCCCUUCACCGUCCUUUCAUGCGACAACAUGCAGAAGAACGGAACCAUUACCCGCAACAUGCUCAUCUCCUUUGCCCGCCUCCGUGACGCCGACAUGGCCGACUGGAUCGAGAAGAACGGCGCCUUCCCCAACUCCAUGGUGGACAGAAUCACCCCCCGAACCACCGACGCCGACAAGGUCAGCCUCGCCGACGAGUUUGCCGUCGAGGAUGCCUGGCCCGUCGUCACUGAGCCCUUUAUGCAGUGGGUUGUGGAGGAUGUCUUUGCCAACGGCCGUCCCGACUUUGACAAGGUCGGCGUCCAGGUUGUCGGCAGCGUCCACGAAGUCGAGAAGUUUGAGUGCCACAAGCUGCGUCUGCUCAACGCCAGUCACACCGCCGUCUCCUACGCUGCCUACCUCGGCGGCUUCGAGUACGUCCACGAAGUCUUUGCCAACCCCCUCUUCCACAAGUACAUCUACAACAUGAUGCACCUCGAGGUCAAGCCUCUGCUGCCUGCCAUCCCCGGCGUCGACAUUGACAAGUACUGCGACAAGCUUCUCGAGCGCUUCUCCAACCCUACCAUCAUGGACCAGAUUACCCGCCUGACCCUCAAUGGCUCUGGCAAGCUUCCCCAGUUCAUCAUGCCCUCGGUCGCCGAGCAGAUCAUGGCUGGCACACACAACUUCCGCCGCCUUGUGUUCUGCGUUGCCAGUUGGUUCCGCUACCUCAACGGCACCGACGAACACGGCAAGGCCUACGAGAUUGACGACCCCAUGGCCGACGAUCUCAAGGCUCGUGCCCUCAAGGGUGGCAAGAGCCCCUUCCCUCUCUUCGACGUCAAGUCGCUCUUUGGUGACGAUCUUCGCGGCGACAAGAAGCUCGUUGACGAACUCACCGCCUGCCUGGAGAGCUUCUACAACGAGGGUGCCAUGGCCACUCUGGCCAAGUAUGUCGAUUAAAAUAAUGCAAUGGAAAAACGAAACGAUGUAAUAGAAAGUAUGGAGUAAUGGGUAAUGCCUCACGGUUUCAUUUUAAUUAUAAUUUGAAAAACACAACA
Molecule: messenger RNA, 1736 nt
Organism: [Torrubiella] hemipterigena
Lineage: Eukaryota; Fungi; Ascomycota; Sordariomycetes; Hypocreales; Clavicipitaceae
Source: the annotation of a GenBank genome assembly